GGCGCAGCUCAGCUCUUCUCUUUCUGGAGACGACGAUAUAGGCCGCGAUAUCGAAUCAUAUCACGACCGCUCUAACCCGGACUUUACCAACCUUACAUCCACACUACCACUACCACUUCCAGCAAUGCCCAACGUCGUCCUCGUCACGGGCGGCAGCGGCCUCGUCGGCCAGGCCAUCAAGCAUGUGAUCGAAACCGAGCCCGCGGGCUCCCCGUUCGCGAAGCAGCAGGGCGAGACGUGGGUCUUCGCCACGUCUAAGGACGCAGAUCUCAAGGACCCGGCGAGCACGCAGAAGCUGUUCGAAAAGUACAAGCCGACGCAUGUUAUCCAUCUCGCUGCGCAUGUCGGCGGUCUCUUCGCCAACCAAGCCGCUAACCUCACUUUCAUGCGCGACAACAUCCUCAUGAACGACAACGUCCUGCACACCUCGUACGCGCAGGGCGUGACCAAGGUCAUCUCGUGCCUCUCGACGUGCGUCUUCCCCGACAAGGUCGCCUACCCGCUCGACGAGUCCAAGAUCCACCUCGGCCCGCCGCACAACUCCAACUUUGGGUAUUCGCAUGCGAAGCGCCUCGUCGAUGUGCAGAAUCACGCGUACGUUGACGCGUUCCAGCGCAAUGGCGAGAAGGGCAGGCUGUUCACGGCCGCGAUCCCGACGAACGUGUUCGGCCCACACGAUAACUUCGAUCUCCAACAAGCACACGUCAUCCCCGCGCUCAUCCACAAGUGCUACCUCGCGCAAAAGGACGGCGCGCAGUUCGUGCUCCGCGGGACGGGCACGCCGCUGCGGCAGUUCAUCUACUCGCGCGACCUCGCGAAGCUGUUCGUCUGGAUGCUGCGCGCGUACGACUCCGUUGAGCCGCUCAUCCUGAGCGUCGGCGAGGAGGACGAGGUGCCGAUUGCGCAGGUCGCGGGCGGGAUCGUGAAGACGAUGGGGUUCGGGGGGGAGUAUCGCUUCGACAUGGACGAGAACGCCAAUGGCCAGUUCCGCAAGCCGGCGAGCAACGCGAAGCUCACGGGCCAGCUCAAGGCGGCCGGUGUCGACUUCAAGUUCACGCCCUUUGACGAUGCUCUGAGCGAAACUGUUACGUGGUUCCUUCAGAACUAUGACAGCGCUCGUACGGGUAAAGGAAAGCAGUGAGGAUAGAUAGCUUGUAUGAUAACGCCAUUCGUAGCUUGUUGUUGACACUGUGCUUGUGCAACGAUUCACCGUUGUGAUAGACUUCGCCCUACGUUGUUUGCGCGGUUAGCUUAUUGCAGGUUAUAUUCGAGCGACAAUUGAUAGGAUAUGUCACUGAGCACAGAAUGGUUUUAUCUGGGCUGUAUCGGG
This is a messenger RNA of Coniophora puteana RWD-64-598 SS2, 1330 nucleotides long. Its product is annotated as epimerase-domain-containing protein. The coding region runs from base 125 to 1141 and encodes 338 amino acids. Gene Ontology annotation, molecular function: GDP-L-fucose synthase activity. NCBI's taxonomy places the organism in Eukaryota, Fungi, Basidiomycota, Agaricomycetes, Boletales, Coniophoraceae. The record is from RefSeq and is a predicted model, not a curated record. The transcript has 9 exons. Gene Ontology annotation, biological process: nucleotide-sugar biosynthetic process.